Molecule: messenger RNA, 750 nt
Organism: Symbiodinium necroappetens
Lineage: Eukaryota; Dinophyceae; Suessiales; Symbiodiniaceae
Source: the annotation of a GenBank genome assembly
AUGCGACACUCACACGACAAAGCGGUUGCAUACGGCUACGAGCCGCCUGCCUUGCUUGCCAACCAGCUUAAGCAGGCUGAUGUGCACUUUGCGGCGAUACAAGAGGCACGCACGGAAGCCGGAUUCUUGUGCACGGGGCCAUAUCUCCGUUAUUCCUCAGGAGCUGCUAAAGGCCACCUAGGUGUCGAGCUGUGGUUCCGCGCUAUACACCCGGUGGUUACUUUCCAGGAUAAGGGUUUCGAAGCUAUCUGCUUUGAACCGCGCGCCUUUGUGGUUCUAGAGAAGGACCCCAGGCGUUUAGUUCUGCUCUUUAAGCAGCGAGGCCUCCAGAUCGUUUUCGCUUCACUCCAUGCCCCACAUCGAGGAUCGGCAGAGUCGGAACUUACGGAGUGGUGGCAGGGCACAGAGGAGAUCCUCUUCCGCUGUGCCCGGGGGCGUUUGCUCGUUGUUGGCGCAGACUGCAAUGCAAGCCUAGGCUCUGUCGAGUCUUCUAGCAUAGCCGGUGUCGGCGCCGAGGAGCAAGACCUCGCAGGAGAGCUUUGCCACGCCUUCCUUAAGAAAUGCCAACUAUGGGCCCCCGCCACAUGUCCGGGGGUACAAGACGGACCGACAUGGACUUUUGCGCAGCGGCGUAACGGGGCGCUCAUCCGGCCAGACUAUGUCUUCGUUCCGGCAGAAUGGAAGCACGGGCAUUUUGCAGCCUGGACCGCACCUGAUAUUACCGCGGUCAACAUGACUCUUGACCACAUU